Messenger RNA from Pistacia vera, 936 nucleotides. RefSeq names its product GDSL esterase/lipase At5g22810-like. Gene Ontology annotation, molecular function: lipase activity. The transcript has 4 exons. Lineage: Eukaryota; Viridiplantae; Streptophyta; Magnoliopsida; Sapindales; Anacardiaceae. Gene Ontology annotation, biological process: lipid metabolic process. The record is from RefSeq and is a predicted model, not a curated record. The annotation marks the transcript as partial.
CUGUAUAACAACCAACAAGAUAUUGCACUUCGAAGUUCAAGCCCGCUAUCCCAUCUUCAAAGUUUGAAAAAAAUAUGGGAUUUUCAAGUUGUUUGAUGGUUUCAUUUGUGUAUCUUUUCCUGGCGGUUUAUGUGGUUAAUGGACAGCCUCUGGUUCCCGCAAUGUUCAUAUUUGGGGAUUCUGUUGUUGAUGCAGGAAACAACAACCACAUUAAAACUAUUGUAAAAGCAAACUUUCCUCCUUAUGGAAGAGACUAUCUCAAUCACACUGCAACUGGCAGGUUCUGCAAUGGCAAACUAGCUGCAGACUUCACAGCUGAGAAUUUAGGCUUCACUUCAUAUCCACCAGCCUAUCUUAGUUAUGAAGCCAGAGGAAACAACCUUUUGAUCGGCGCCAAUUUUGCUUCCGGUGCUUCCGGUUACUACGAAGCUACGGCAAAGAUAUAUCAUACCAUCCCGUUGAGUCAGCAGCUGGAGUUCUUCAAGGAGUAUAAGGAAAAGUUAGUGGAGAUUGUAGGACAAUCCAAUGCUUCAUCAAUCAUAAAUGGAUCGGUUUACCUUGUCAAUUCCGGGAGCAGUGACUUCGUUCAGAACUACUACAUCAAUCCUCUUCUUUACAAGGUCUACACACCAGAUGAAUUCUCGGACAUUCUUAUCAAAUCCUAUGCAACUUUCAUUGAGGAACUGUAUGAGCUAGGAGCAAGGAGGAUCGGAGUGACAACAUUGCCACCACUAGGAUGCCUGCCGGCUACCAUAACAAUUUUCGGCUCUGAUAUAAACGAGUGCGUCGAAGAGAUAAAUGAAGAUGCAGUUUCAUUCAACUACAAGCUAAACGACACUUCUAUAAUCGUGCAAAAUAAGACUUCUGGACUCAAUCUGGUAGUCCUGGACAUCUACCAGCCUCUCUAUGAUCUUGUCACCAAGCCUUCUGAUAAUG